UUGGUUUACUAUAGAACCAGUUGUUCUUCAUCCAGAUGAGGACAGGAAGGGCCCCCCUGUGGACACAGCUCUGUUCAUUCUUAGAGACAAACCUGACUCUGCUGGCCACAGACUGGUCACUUUUACAGAGCAGAGAGAUACCAAAGGGAAAUACUGUGUGCGAUGUGAUUUGAAAAAAGGCAAGUAUAGUUUACUGCCUUUCACUACUGGAUGCAGGCUGAGGAAGAGGAAAACUGCCCCCAAAGCAGAGACCAAACUGAUCAGGAAGGACCCGGAUGACAAAUAUGUGUUGACCAAAGCAUUUAGGGAUGUUCUGUCUGACAUAUUUGAAAUGGCUGAUCUGGAUGGAAAUGGAUUGCUAAGUCGGAGUGAGUUCAACUUGUAUAACGUGAGGACAAGUGGUGAGGAGGUGGCUGACGAGGAGUGGGAGGUGGUGGAAGACAAUGUUGAAAUCAAGAAAGGAGAACUUACCAGAAAAGGCUUUGUUGAUCUCAACCAGAUGGAAGCAGAUGACAACGAGGGUGAUACGGAGGACUUGUGGGUAACCUUGCAGAGCAUGGGAUACAACAAGGAGUUAAUUUUGGAUGAGGCGUGUCCCUUUUUGAUGGAAGUCUACACAGAGGACUGCUCAGAUGCAGAGCUCAGAGUGACUGGUAUCAAAGAUGGAGGUUCUGCAUUAGAUUCAGCUGUCUGUCAAUCUGUUGUCAGCAAGGUAGGUUGAUACUAGUACCCGUCU
Molecule: messenger RNA, 736 nt
Organism: Lingula anatina
Lineage: Eukaryota; Metazoa; Brachiopoda; Lingulata; Lingulida; Lingulidae
Product: EF-hand calcium-binding domain-containing protein 7
Biological process (GO): positive regulation of protein localization to ciliary membrane
Cellular component (GO): ciliary membrane; plasma membrane protein complex
Molecular function (GO): calcium ion binding
Source: RefSeq, a predicted model, not a curated record